GUGCUUAACCAUGGUUAACCAACAGUGGCACUUGCUUCACUCGCUCUAUAAAUACUCGGCCAUUUGAGUGAGGAUGAAGUAACGAGGAAGUGAUUAGCUGCUUCAGUUUGGGUUGCUUUUAGAAGAUACAGAAUUUGCAGCUUCAACGAGUCUACCAGGAGGAGAUUCAUAAUGCGUCCUUCAAUUGCUUCUCUUCCUGAAAUUGAUUUUGAUUGUGCUGAUGAGGAGAUCUUUAUCUUUUUGGAGAAAAUGGCGGGUGGAUACCCUCUUCCAGGAAAUGUGAUUACUGAUGUCAACCCAUACAACUAUCCACCAUCAAAUUUACCAGAUGGAAUUUGGUACUUGAUUCACUCCAAGGAGAAUGGGGCUAUGGAAUUUGGAUGCUGGAAGGUUAAAGGGGAAGCCUGUAAGCUAUUUUCGAACUCUGACAUCACUGGUUGGAGGACAACUCUUGAAUUUUUUGAGCGUCAAGUGCACCACGAGUGUAAAACUGAUUGGGUGAUGCAAGAGUACUGGAUCACUCAGAAGGGGCCAGGUGAAAACAGCAAGUUGAAGGAAGCCAGUUCACUAUGCAGGGUCUUUCUUGGCGGUGAACAAGGUCUAGAUCAUAAAAAGCAGCAGAAAGUGUCUAGCCUCCAUAAUGCAUGUGAAAACCUCGUUCACUCAACAAAAGCAACUGUUCCAAAGGCUCGUGAUGAUGCUAGCAAUGGUUCCACAAGCAAACCUGAGGUGGAUGGAGAUGCUGAAACAGGAAACUUGGCUGUGGCAGGAGAACCUCCAUUUUAUCUGGUAGGAAACCCACCAGAAAUUGACUAUAUUUCCAGAGGAGACUUCUUGGAACUGCUAGAUCUUGAUAAUCCAGCAUCGCCUUCUUCAAGUUCGGAUGAUUCAAGUUGUUUGACCUCAUCAUCAGAUGAAUGUUUUGACUCGUUGGCUUUGCUGCAAGAACUAGAUUCUGAAAUUAACUGGCACUCUGCACAGAAGAAUGAAAGUUGCAAGUUCAGUGUCUCUGCAUCCUUCAGACCAAAUGAGGUGGUUAUGGCUCCAAUAUCUCCAGGAACUUCUUUUAGCAUUGAAGAAAGCAAGCCACCUACUGAAGAACUUGUUGGAACUAAUCCAUCCGUACUACCCACUUUGGCUAAUGACUCUAAUGAUCUAGAUAAUAGAGUUUUACAGCAUACAGUCAGAAACCACAAUGCAGAUAACACGGCCGGAGGUCCAUCAAAUUCUAGUGAUGUAGGCACAUCAUCCAGUUGCCAGCUUCCGUCUCGAGAUGGAAAAAGGAAAGUUUCCAAGUUGAGGACGAAGAAACACAAGAAGUAUCUGUGCUUCAUCCCAUUUUCCUUCCUCUUCUAAUAUCACAAUGAUAGCUUCAUAGCUUAUGUACGUUAAGUAAAUAAUUUUAUCAUUAUUAUCAGGUGGGUUAGUGUUAUUCUGUGCUUACUUUAGUAUAUCCCAAAAGUGAAAGGUUAGGGACAGAAGACUAUAUAUAGGGAGGUCAUUAUGGUUUACUUUCUUUUCAGCUGACUAAUGAAUUUCAGAUAGGACGCUGAAGCAGCAAUAGCAUUCUGAUAUUGAAGAAAGAGAUUGGAUAUUGAUUGUUAUUUGUAAGGAUAAAUGCAUCCUUUGCAUUAUACUCUUAUAAGUUGUAAGCUUUCUGUUCAUGUAUUGAAGGCAACAUUUGUAAUAGAACAUAACUACUAUUUUGUUUA
This is a messenger RNA of Manihot esculenta (cassava), 1712 nucleotides long. Its product is annotated as NAC domain-containing protein 89. The transcript is spliced from 7 exons. Gene Ontology annotation, biological process: regulation of DNA-templated transcription. Gene Ontology annotation, molecular function: DNA binding. NCBI's taxonomy places the organism in Eukaryota, Viridiplantae, Streptophyta, Magnoliopsida, Malpighiales, Euphorbiaceae. The record is from RefSeq and is a predicted model, not a curated record. Bases 172 to 1356 code for a protein of 394 amino acids.